Molecule: messenger RNA, 3810 nt
Organism: Thyridium curvatum
Lineage: Eukaryota; Fungi; Ascomycota; Sordariomycetes; Thyridiales; Thyridiaceae
Exons: 3
Coding region: 1-3810 (1269 amino acids)
Biological process (GO): fatty acid biosynthetic process; secondary metabolite biosynthetic process
Molecular function (GO): fatty acid synthase activity; oxidoreductase activity; phosphopantetheine binding
Source: RefSeq, a predicted model, not a curated record
AUGGUCCCCUCCGUCAGAUACUACAGGCUCACUCAGCAAACCAGAUCCAGUAUACUGACUUCACUUCUAACUCGUGGAGAGAAUGCAGUCCGAACGACUCUUGCAGCUGCGGGCGAUACAUUUGCCCAUGGCACUCAGAUCAAUAUCAAAGAGAUCAACAUGAUCAGCAAGGCUCCUUCUCCCCUGAUAAGCCUGCCCCGAUACCCUCGGAACCAUACACUCAAAUACUGGGCCGACUCCAGGAUCAGCCGCGCUCGGCAGCACCGCAAGUCUGGCCGACAUGAUGUCUUCGGGGCGCCGGCACAAGAGUCUGACGGCCUUGGGCCAAGAUGGAGACACUUUCUCAGAGUCUCCGACAACCCCUGGAUCCGGGAUCAUGUCGUCCACUCUUCCAUCCUAUAUCCUGGCUCGGGCAUCCUCGCCAUGCCGCUGCAAGCACUGCAGACACUGGCAGAACCGGGCAGAUAUGUUGAACUUGUGGCAGCAGAGCAGUCGGACUCUCCCAGCGUCGUUGUCCAGGGACUCCGCUGCAGAGAACUUCCUAACGACAAUGCCAAAACGACGGCAUCGGAUACGAUCAAAGCCCCUAUUGGUGAAGUCGUUCACAAAGCGGAUAUCGAGCUACUGGAUGCACAUAGUCUCGCCUCAUAUCUAACUACACAGGGCCCUAUGGAUGCACUUUGGUCCGAGGAAGAGAUUUUGGAAGCCGUGAGCAGUCUUGAUGCGGCAUUUGUUGCGAUCAUUGAUCUGGUUGCACAUAAGAACCCAAAUUUUGCACUUGUAAAAGUUGGUGCUGUCAACCAGAUCUUGACUGGGAGAAUAUUAUCUACUCUGGGAGCGAGCGAUGCUUCGAGGCGCUUCAGAUCCAUCCUUUUCCAAGACAAAGCCUCACAGCUAAUGGACAGCUUGACCAUGCAGUACGGAGAGCUAGGUCGAGAAUUUACACCUCGAGGUCCUCGCCAAGGUGACACGGAAGCAUCAGCAGAGAGUUGUAUCGUGCUGAUGGCGACCGAGCCUGUCAUCGGCUUCGAGGAUCCUACUCUUGUCAUUGUUUUGACUCCAAACUCUUCGUCGGGAGCCGCAGAGAUUGCCAACCAUAUCGAAACACUCGCCACUGAAACUGGAACGCCAGUCCAGAUUGUGACAUGGCCCGAGCCACUGCCCGACUUGGAACCCCCUCCUGUGAUUGUUUCCCUGUUGGAGUAUGACGCGUCCCUCCUCACCAAUCUCUCGGCAGCAGACUACGAGUCCCUUCAGUCACUAAUCACGGCUGCCCAACGUCUGCUCUGGGUGAGCCGAGGUGACGACCCUGUUAUGCAGACCGCGACGGGUUUCAUCCGGUCUCUGAGCAAUGAGACUAUCGGCAUCGACUACUCUUUCAUCCUGGUCCGGGAUGAGGGCACACGCAGCAGUUUGGAGACUGUCAAGAUGCUACACAAACUUUGCUCUAUCGCUCAAUUGGAAAAGGAGUACAUUGAGACUUACGGAGAUACACAUCACGGUAUCCAGACUGGUCUGCAAGGGAUGAUUAUCCCACUGGCCAAAACACCGUCCGGUGUUAUGACCUGCAGUCGUUGGGCAUACAACCAAAAACUUACUGGUUUGGCUGGAGCAGGCCGAAGUCCUUCUCACGCUGAGUCAUUGGCCUUGAGCGACGCACCUGCUGCUCUGAUUCUCGACAAUGAGGACAGCCAAACAAGAGGAAAAGUAGUCUAUACUGCUUCUGGCCAGCUCCGGACCAGUCAACUGGCCGAUCAUGAAGUCGAGAUCGACAUUCGAUGUCUGGUCUUGAGUCGAAACACCAGGCGAGAAACUGCGGAGCAAGAUUGGCGGGAGGCUGUUGGCACCGUCGCCGCAGUCGGAUCUACGUGCACGAUUCUACCAGGUACGGCAGUAUCGUUUGUCUACUCUGGACCAGUCUCGACAAAGGUGCGGGUUCAUUCCAACCACUGUUGUCGACUGCCUCGCAACGUUGAGCUUGAGUCGUUCGCACUCCAUGGCAUUACCUACCCUGCCGCCUAUCACCUAUGCACACUAGCCCACUUACAAGAGAAUAAGAAGGUUCUGGUUCAGGGCACAGGAAGUGUUCUGGGACAAGUGCUUGUGGCUCUUUCUCUAGAGCUUGGCGCCACAGUCUGGGUCGCAGUGGGUAGCGAGGACGAGGCUCUUAUAACGCAGGAGAUGGGGGUCUCUGCAGCCCGCGUCCUCAGCGACAAUGAGUUCUACCGGCCCACGACUUUGAUGAAUUUCACUGGAAAUCAUGGCUUUGACGCCAUUUUAAACACAAACACAGAGGAGGAGACAAUAUCUAGACUGUGGCAGCGUAUGGCACGUGGCGGCAAGUUCGUUGAUGCAAGUUGCAAUGAGGCAUCGGGGCGCCUCAAUCUCGGUACCAAGCCAUUCCAGCUCGGGGCUUCUUUCGAAGUAGUCAAUAUGGACGACAUGUUGAAGAGUGACUCCAGCCUUUACAAGACAAUUCAAGAGAAGGCGGCAUGGUUCUUUGCCAAACGGCAAUCAACAAAUGGACCUAAUCUCACUGUAUUCUCCUCCAACAAGACUUACGAGGCUCUCGACUUCGUCGCAAAUCCGGCAAACCCUGCAAAGGCCUUGUUGUUAUUCCACCCAGAUGGGACGGUUCCGGUCUCUCCCGAGGUCAAGAACCAGCUGCGUCUGCGUGCGGACGCUACCUAUGUUCUUGCGGGCGGUCUCGGGGGCCUCGGCCGAAACCUCGCCAGACUCAUGGUCGAUGCAGGCGCCAAACUCCUGGUAUUCCUGUCUAGAUCUGGUCCAGGAUCUGCGGCGGCGCAGAAUAUCAUUCAGGAAUUCAGUCAUUGGUUUGUGACCGUCCGGAUAUACAGCUGCGACGUAGUCGACCCCGAAAGCGUGUCACGAGUCUUUGCCGUGGUGGGUUCGGAACUGCCGCCUAUCUGCGGGAUAAUUCAGAGUGCAGCAGUGCUCCGGGACUCCAUCUUCGAGAACAUGAGCCACAGUCAGUGGAUGGAGGCUAUCAGGCCCAAGGUGCAGGGCUCAUGGAACCUUAACCAGGCUUCGCUACGUAGCCCUUGCGCAGAAGAGGGACUCGACUUCUUCGUAAUGCUCGCUUCUAUAUCUGGCUUCGUCGGAAACCGUGGUCAGGCCAACUACGCAGCGGGGAACAGCUACCAGGAUGCCCUGGCCAGGUACCGAAGGUCGUUAGGGCUGGCGGCGACCAGUGUAAAUCUUGGUCUCAUGCAGGACAUUGGCCUCAUUGCCGAGCAGGGUGGUCAGUCCAACCUAGAGGAUGACACUGUUGUCCCUCUCAACGCCCAAGACUUUAACCUCUUCUUCAAGAUGGUCAUGAGCAGCAAUGGCCAUGAUGUGCCAGCUCAAAUCAUUACCGGACUUCCCACUGGUGGCAUCUUGCAAGAAAAGGGCAUCGCGACGAAGCCGUUCUACUAUCGCGACCGGCGCUUUGCUUCCAUGGAAGCAAUGGGCUUCGACGAGUCUUUGGCCACCGGGACUGACAGCAAUUCUGUGUCGAUCGAGGAGCAGUUGGCUGCUGCAACGUCUCGCGAGCAGGCUACUGCGGUAGUGUUGUCUGCGCUGCGGGAGCAGGUGGCAAAAGCGCUCCGCUGCCCCGCCGACGACAUCGACACAGCCAAGUCUAUGCAUACCUACGGUAUGGACUCGCUCAUGGCGGUGGACAUGCGAAACUGGGUGCAGACGAAAUUGAAAGCCGAGAUAUCUCUAUUCCAGAUCAUGAGCGGGAGCAGCAUCGGGGUGCUAGCGGAGAAGAUCACUAUGGGAAGCAAGCUUAUCAGUGUAGAGUAG